Amorphotheca resinae ATCC 22711 is the source of this 2235-nucleotide messenger RNA. RefSeq lists its product as hypothetical. Gene Ontology annotation, molecular function: magnesium ion transmembrane transporter activity. The transcript has 2 exons. Bases 1 to 2235 code for a protein of 744 amino acids. Gene Ontology annotation, biological process: magnesium ion transport. NCBI's taxonomy places the organism in Eukaryota, Fungi, Ascomycota, Leotiomycetes, Helotiales, Amorphothecaceae. The record is from RefSeq and is a predicted model, not a curated record. Gene Ontology annotation, cellular component: membrane.
AUGGAUCAACCAGCACAAGCCCUCGCCGCGGCGCAUAUCUUGUAUGCGAGAGCGAACAGCACAAGUACGGCGAACCCGGCCCAAGAGUCAAGGCCUCCCAUAUACAAGGCGAUUGGGAUAUCGUUGGCAGUAGCAUCGGGCCUGUUUAUUGGAGUGUCGUUCGUGCUGAAGAAGAUCGGGUUACUGAAGGCAAACGAAAAAUACGGCGAGGUUGCGGGUGAAGGCUAUGGCUACCUCAAGAAUGCGUUCUGGUGGACCGGGAUGACACUCAUGAUUAUUGGGGAGAUCUGCAACUUUGUAGCAUACGCAUUUGUCGACGCUAUACUGGUCACACCUCUGGGGGCCUUGUCUGUCGUCAUUACAACAAUUCUCUCGGCCUUCUUCCUGAAGGAACGAUUGAGCAUGAUCGGGAAAAUUGGGUGCUUCUUGUGCAUUGUAGGAUCAGUGGUCAUUGUUAUGAAUGCACCCUCCGAGUCUUCUGCUGCAACUAUCCAGGAAAUGCAACACUAUGUGAUUGCACCAGGCUUUCUCUCCUAUACUGGAGUAGUCAUUGUCGGCUGUAUUUUUACUGCAGUCUGGGCCGGACCACGGUAUGGAAAGAAGUCCAUGCUGGUAUAUCUGUCAAUCUGCAGUUUUAUCGGAGGCCUGAGUGUAGUGGCUACACAGGGUCUCGGAGCAGCCAUUGUUGCGCAAAUAGGGGGUACCCCACAGUUCAACCAGUGGUUUCUCUACGUUUUGUUAGUUUUCGUCAUCACGACACUUGUGACUGAAAUCAUAUACCUGAAUAAAGCACUUAAUUUGUUCAAUGCCGCGUUGGUUACACCGACAUAUUAUGUUUAUUUUACGAGCACCACAAUCAUUACGUCCGCGAUCCUCUUCAGGGGAUUUAAAGGAACCCCGACUUCCAUCGUCACGGUUGUCAUGGGUUUCUUCGUCAUCUGUGCUGGAGUCGUCCUCCUCCAGCUCUCGAAAUCUGCCAAGGAUGUCCCAGAUACAGCUGUCUUCGCUGGUGAUCUUGACCAAAUGCGAACGAUAGCUGAACAGGAACAACCAGAGUCCGAACCCAAAGCCGAUGCCAUCCGAGGAACAGCAGCCAUUGUCCGACGCUUGUCAUCCGCGAGACAGAAGAUGGAACUCGAUGAGGCAAGGAGAUUGCACGAGGAGAAACUCCAAGAUCUCGAGCCUAUUGGUGAAAAUGAGCAGAUUGAAUGGGACGGGCUUCGAAGGCGUAGGACUACAUACAGCGGAAAUCGAAGUCUACGAUCACGAGCCAACGCCACCCCCUUUUCUUUCGAGACGAGGGCUCAUACACCCCGGGCUCAUCCACCACUCGGCAUGUCACACUUUCCUGAAGAUUCUGACUCGGACCACGACGAGGAGCGACCAAACACUGGUGGUCUCGGCUCUCUUAUUGGCAGCAUUCGUAGUCAUGCCAGGUCAGUCAUUGUCCCAGGUCGGGUCCGUUCUCCAGAAACAGGGCCUCCAAAUGUUCAGAGCCCAAUGCACCCUGUCCCUUUGACAGAGAUAGCUAUCCCUAUCUACAAAGUUGAUGGUGACAUUACCGAUGGCCCAGAUUAUGGCCAUGGUCAUGACAGAAGCAAUGAAUAUGGGCUUCCUGUCGAACCAAAAACUGAGUAUGAGGGUGCUGCUGGUGAAAGGGAGAGACAUAUCACCAUUGUAGAUGAUGGCACUCCCCAUCGAAUGGGCAGCGGCAGAAGUAGUCUAUAUCCUUCUGUGCCCCCUACUCCACCACCUCAUUCUGCUAAAAGACAGUUCUCUUUUCAAAAUGUGUUUAGGAGAGGACCGACUCAUCCCGAGGAAGAUUUGCCUCCAAGCCGAUCGCCCAUUCUCAGAAGCGGGUUCACAGCUAGGAAAACUAGCCACGGGGCUCAAACAAAGGGUGCUACGGAGGAAGAGAGGUUGGGGCUUGUGAAGGGAGAUACAGCGACUGGAAGGCAACCUACGAUGCCUGAAUUUGACGAGGAAGAAGAUAUCGAAGACGAAGACGAUGAUGAUGACUGGGGUAUUGAGGAUAAGCCGCGCUAUGCGCAGAUUCCCAAUGGAUAUAGAAGAGAGUUAACGCCUCCAAGACGAGGGAGCACAGAAAAAGAAGGGGAAGAGGAGACAAGGAGUCCAGAAGAGCAUUAUGAGCAGCAGAGACGGAAGUGGGAGGCGCGCAGGGGACCACCGCCACCAUUUGAUGAUGGGAAGGGCAAUUCCGGGGCAUUCAUAUAG